AUGGCCCUCGUCAUCUGGAUCACAAUUGUCAAAAUCCUCAUCUUCUAUAUCUACAUCUAUGUGGAUGACUCUUUUUCCUUUCAGCGCAAAGAGGAGAUGGAGAUGUAUGCACCUUAUCGCAAACUUUUGCCACGCAACCUUUGCAAGCUCCUCCGAUUGUGGGAUCGCCUUGGGGUUCUGCAUGAGGAGAGAAAACAGAUCUUCAGAGAGGAGUUGCCCAUUAUUGGUUUUGACGUGGAUCCCAACAUUUUGCGUGUUCACAUGUCCGACGAAUUGUGUCUGGAUCUCAUCAGCUCAAUCCAAGCCUUUGCUAUUCAAGGGACCCGUCAUUCUUUGCGCGACUUUCAGCGCCUCGCCAGACAUCUUAACUGGGCUCUUAACGUGUAUCCUUUGCUUCGUCCUGGUCUUUCGGCUCUAUAUGCCAAAACUGCAGGCAAGCUCGAGCAAAGGGCUUUAAUCUGGGUCAAUCGGGACGUUGUCCGAGAACUCAAUUGGCUCAUGCGCCAUCUCCUCACUUCUGACGGAGUUUAUUUUAUCCGGUCUAUCAGCUGGGACUUUCAUCAUAUGUCACAAGCGACUCUCUCCGUUUACACCAAUGCUUCUGCCAGCGGGUUGGCCUUCUGGUAUCCCGCUAUCAAUCAUGGAUUUCAGUGUGACCUUCCUGGAACCUUGUCCUCUGAUACUAUCUACUUCUUCGAAGCUCUCACUGUCACUGCCGCUAUUGUUGAUGCCGUCCGAAGAAUGCAUGCUCACGGGCGUCUCGCUGUCUUCACUGACAAUGCAAAUACUGUUGCAAUGUUCAACACUCUUGCAGCUCUUCCGCCUUACAAUUGGUUGCUGAUGCUCGCCGUCGACGUCAUUCUUGAGGGAGAUAUUGACUUGCGUGUUUUUCACGUUCCUGGUGUCCAUAACACCGUUGCGGACCACCUUUCUCACUGGCAAAAUAACGAAGCUCGGGAAGCCUCUCCGGGCUUGGUAAUUUCCUCUUUUCAACCCCCUCGGAAUACGCUGGGGGCAAUGAAAAAAUGA
This is a messenger RNA of Suillus clintonianus, 1029 nucleotides long. RefSeq lists its product as uncharacterized. The transcript has a single exon. Lineage: Eukaryota; Fungi; Basidiomycota; Agaricomycetes; Boletales; Suillaceae. The coding region runs from base 1 to 1029 and encodes 342 amino acids. The record is from RefSeq and is a predicted model, not a curated record.